CUUUGAAUUACAGAAACAUAUAACGUCGAGGCAACUGGUCCUCGCUGCAGCGGAGAGAGUGAGCGAGUGAGUGAGAACGCGAUUCAUUCCUGUCUGGUUGCGCAGUCUUACGUCCUACGCAGGCUCGACGCUUUCGUCUCUAUAUUGUGUGAAGAUUGCGUGUAGAAACAUGGCAGCGGUGUCUCGGAUUGUUGCGGCAUUGGUGUUUAUGCUCAUGGCAGUGGCAUCUGUGCACGGGACUGACGACGCGAGCGCACCAAGCUCAGCGGAUACUUGCGGGCAAGUUCUCACGAGCUUGCUGCCAUGCGUGCCCGCCAUUGGGAAGGAUGCGCAAAAGCCCACUCCGGAAUGCUGCUCCGCAAUCAAGGCUGUGAGUCCGACUUGCGUUUGCUAUCUGAUCUCUUCGAAGCCGGACAUCCCAGACCCCCUCAAGGACAUCAACCUCGAUGCAGUCGCGAAGCUCCCGAAGGCUUGCGGUUUGAAGGCGCACUAUGUGUCUCACUGAGCACCAGGGCGUCAGACGAGUCUCCUCCUGAAGGGUAAGGCUUGGCAGCGUUCUCCUCUGCGAUGCAGGUUGCGUUUGGCUCAGAUCUGUCAUUGUUAGUAGUUUUUAUCUGUUCUUCCAUUAUAUGACUUCUGUGAGCUGUUUUAGCCCAUUGUGCGCUCGUCGCAGAUCUUGGUAUGUCUCGAAUGACUAUUAGUGCGCCCACUUCGUCAUACGGGCAGUAUAGUCUGUCCCUGCAUACUCCUGUACUUAUCAAGCUAAUUAACUUCUUCGCUGCGAAGAUGCUUGUACCAUGAAAAUACCUUCCACCGCAUGCCUAUGCUGUCGAUAUUGUUCGUAACAUUUGCUAAAUGGCAACUAUCUAUACUUGAAGUGAACUUGUGAUCCCAAAUCAUGUGUUACCGCUCACAGAUAGGGUAGCUACACGCCGCGAACUUUUGUUGUCUUGAAAAGUUGCGUGUGUAUUAGAGGCCAACAUUUGACUUCGAAUCUGUAUCCAGACCAAGACCAUAACCAUCAGCAGCGACCUAUGCUCACUCAGAGCAGUACCUGCG
Molecule: messenger RNA, 1059 nt
Organism: Marchantia polymorpha subsp. ruderalis
Lineage: Eukaryota; Viridiplantae; Streptophyta; Marchantiopsida; Marchantiales; Marchantiaceae
Source: the annotation of a GenBank genome assembly